Molecule: messenger RNA, 1998 nt
Organism: Hypomesus transpacificus
Lineage: Eukaryota; Metazoa; Chordata; Actinopteri; Osmeriformes; Osmeridae
Gene: fads2
Product: fatty acid desaturase 2
Exons: 13
Coding region: 248-1591 (447 amino acids)
Biological process (GO): lipid metabolic process
Cellular component (GO): membrane
Molecular function (GO): oxidoreductase activity, acting on paired donors, with oxidation of a pair of donors resulting in the reduction of molecular oxygen to two molecules of water
Source: RefSeq, a predicted model, not a curated record
GUGCCAGCUGUGUUGGAAAUACGCGGAUUGGACCAGGGACCCUCGAAUGAUCCGCUUGGAAUUUGGGUGAACUGUCCGUGCAUGGUGCACGCAAUGACACACUAAUGCUGAAAUGUUAGUGAGAGACCGUUCUCCAAGAAUAGCGAGGUGAGACGUGCAGCUGCAUUUGAAAUAUCUUGACUGCGCCCUGCUGAGGACUGGUCUUAAGAGUGCACGUUACCUCAGACCUGAUCCAAUACCAGUAAGGAUGGGUCUCGGGAAACAUUUGAAAGACCCAGACCUCACAAACAAUGGCAAGCAAGGAGGUGGUAAUGUCUUCACGUGGGAGGAGAUACAGAGGCAUGCGAACAAGAAUGAUCAGUGGCUCGUCAUUGACAGGAAAGUGUACAACAUCACCAACUGGACCAAGAGGCAUCCUGGCGGAAUAAGAGUCAUCAGUCACUAUGCUGGGGAGGAUGCCACAGAAGCAUUCACAGCUUUUCAUCCUGAUCCAACCUUUGUGAGAAAAUUUCUGAAGCCCUUGUUGGUUGGUGAACUGGCAGCAUCUGAACCUUGUCAUGAUCACGACAAGAGUGAAAAUAUUGUUCAGGACUUCCGUAAUUUGCGUGACCAUGCAGAAAAAGAAGGGCUGUUUCAAGCCAAGCCUCUUUUUUUCUGCCUUCAUCUGGGGCACAUUCUGUUACUGGAAGUCCUGGCUUUGCUGCUUCUGUGGACCUGCGAAACCAACUGGACUUCAACACUGCUUUGCUGUGUCAUUCUGGCCACAUCCCAGUCCCAAGCCGGAUGGUUGCAGCAUGAUUUUGCCCACCUGUCUGUCUUCAAGAAAUCCAGAUGGAAUCAUUUACUUCAAAAAUUUACUAUUGGUCACUUAAAGGGAGCUUCUGCCUGCUGGUGGAACCAUCGUCACUUCCAGCAUCAUGCCAAGCCCAAUGUGAUCCGUAAGGACCCUGACAUCAACAUGCUCCACAUGUUUGUAUUAGGAGACACACAGCCAGUGGAGUAUGGAAUAAAGAAGCUCAAGUAUUUGCCUUACAACCACCAACACAAAUACUUCUUUUUGGUUGGCCCCCCUCUGCUUAUUCCAGUGUUUUUCCACAUUCAGAUUCUAAAAACCAUGUUUUCGCAUCGUCUCUGGGAGGACAUAGCCUGGUGGAUAACCUUUCAAAUUCGCUACUUCCUAUGCUAUGUUCCCUUCUUUGGUUUUCUUGGUUCAGUCCUUCUAUUAAGCGUUGUCAGGUUUCUGGAGAGCCACUGGUUUGUAUGGGUGACACAGAUGAGCCACAUUCCAAAGGACAUUGAAUAUGACAACCACCAAGACUGGCUGACCAUGCAGUUGAAUUCCACCUGCAAUAUUGAGCAGUCAUUCUUCAAUGACUGGUUCAGUGGGCACCUUAACUUUCAGGUUGAACACCACCUUUUCCCCACCAUGCCACGUCACAACUUCCAUCGGAUUGCUCCAAUGGUGCGUGCUUUGUGUAAGAAACAUGGCCUUUCCUACGAGGUGAAGACAUUGGGACAAGGUUUUGCAGAUGUUGUGAGAUCACUGAAGAAGUCUGGGUGCCUGUGGCUUGAUGCUUAUCUACAUAAAUGAUGAAGAAAUAACCGUCUGACAGACUUGAGUUGGUCACCAAAAAGUGAAUUUUGUCAUUCACUUAAUGCAGUUGCCAUUCUUAUGUAAAUAAAUGUGCUGUAUUUUGUCCCAAUAUUGACAGGGUGUUGCUUUUGAAUAGUGGUCAAAUUGCAACCAAUAACAUAAUCCACAGCAUGUUAUUUAGCAGAAAACGUGGAAUUCCCUCUGUGAGUCUGUCUAUGCUUCGCCUAACUUGUUGGUCUAAUUGUGGGGUGGUUUUUGUUGUUGUCUCUAAGCUUGUUUUGGUGAUCCAAGCUGUUUUUUGUGAUUCGUUCUGUCUGUAAAAAGGGAGCUGAUCUUUUAAUGAAACUUAACACUACUCCCAUAUUAAUCUUUGUUCCGACAAGAAUAAAACUAUUUGGACUGAU